AUGGAUCCAUCAGUGCAAAAUGCGGUCCAGGCAAAGAUAGCAGCAGACGCAGCCGCGGCCGAAGCCGCACCCGCGUAUGACGGCGCCGCACCCAACGCCGCUGCACCCAACGCCGCCGCCGCAGACGCUGCCGCCGCUGUAAACGCUGCCGCAGCCGCUGUCGCAGCCGCCGACGCAGCCGCAGCUGCAGCCGCUCCCCCGGCAGCCGUGCACAACGGCGGCGACGCCCCCCCGGCAAACAACGGACCAGAGGAGGGUGCCGGCGCGAACCCACUCGGCGGUAUCCAGGCCAUGCUCACCCAGUUCAUGAACGCUCACCAAGCUCAAAUGGCGGCCUUACACCAACAGGUGGCGCAGCAGGGACAGAUCCUGCAGCAGCAGCAGCAGCAGCAGCAGCAGCAGCAGCUGCAGCAGCAGCCACAACAGCAGCAGCAGCCACAGCAGCAGCAGCAACAACCCGCCGGCGGCUUUCUUCCUCCCGUCAACGCACCGGUGGUGGCCGCUAGCGCCGCGCCGCCCGCCCCGGCGACCGCGGGGUCGAAGAUGACGGAGAAGAUGAGGGCUGAGGACUGGAAAGCGACGGGCCCCCUGUGGCUCCUCGCGCGGGGCGGAUUCGACACUCGCGCCCCGGUCGACGUGCCCUUCGUUAAAAUGGUCGCCGGCGAAUACUCACACAUCACAGAGCAGGGAGGGAAACAGAUGUGUAGCCUGACGGACAUAAAAAUCGAGCACUGUUUCCCGCCCAAGUCCGCCAACGCCGCCCUCGCUGCCAUGCCCGUAACGGUCCACUUCGACACCUUCAUCACCGUGCUGUUCAAAACGAUCGAGUACGGCAUGGACACGGCCGAGGAGAAUGCCAAGCUUCGCGUCGCGGCCUGGAGGGCGGAGUUCGCAUCGAUUACAAGGAAGCUGGCUACGUACCUCACCCUCCACUACACAGGCCUGCAGCCCCAUGAAAACCGGGUCCGCAACGUCCUCCUGGAUGCCAUCAACCGCGGCUUGGAAGACGGUUUCCGCAUUUUACACAAGAUGGCAUACGACCUACGCUGGACGCACCAGGACGGCCCCCCCACCGCGGACGCCACGGAUGCCGUCCCAUUUCCGCGAUUCAAGCUCCUGAAGACCUUGCUCGAGGAAGAUCACACCCAGAGUCUCGCGGAAAAGGCAGCCCAAUGGCCUCUCCCCACCGUGGCCGCCGCCCUCGCCCCCGCCACGAGUGCAAAGCGGAAGAGCGGAACGGCCGGGGCCAAGACAGCGACAACCAAGCGGCAGCGGACCACGACCACGACCCCGACGUGCCCCCCCGGUUUUUGCAAGGGAUGGUGGUUCAGCCGCCAGUGCCGUAUCCCAGACUGCCAACUCCACCACGUACACGCCGGUCCCGCCUCCGCCACCUCCGCCGCUUCCCCACCCCCGCAGGUCCCGCCACCCCCGCAGGCCCCGCCGCAGCAGGCGGCGGCGCCGCAGCCGCUACCAUCGCAGCAGCAGCAGCAGCAGCAGCUCCGCCAGCCCAGCGUGGGCAACUUCAGCAUGACGGUCCACGGCGGCAGGGGCGGUGGAGGAGGGAACCAGGGGCGCGGCGCCGGAGGGAGGGGCGGCGGGGGGAGGGGAGGUGCGGGAGGGGAGUCAGGACGCGCUGGUACCUGGUUCGCCGACGUCGCCAGGUCCGUGGGGCCUCGGGACGCGCCCACGCCGGGGUCGGUUUCGCCGGCCCUGUUUCACGGGAGACUUUCGUCUCUCCCACAACGCGUAGAAGGCGGCGUUUCGGACACGGGGCUCGCCUCGCCUCUCACACGCCCCCCGGGGUAUUCCGUGUCAGACGCGCGGCAGCCAACGUCUCCAACGCCGCUCGCAGCCUUGAAGGAGUCAGCGGCGACCCAUCGCCCGUCUCGCACACAGCCCCACGAGGCACGUGUACCAGACGAGGCACGAUCGACGCUUCUCACUUCGGUCACCGCGCCUGGCGCGUCAGACACGACCUGUCCUCGAAGUCCCACCCUGCCAGCAAAGGUCCAAGGGUCGGCACUACGACGACAACCGUCUCUCACGCACCACGCACACGUCACCCCUACACAGCAGCUCCAGCGCAAUACACAACUCACGUUGAGCAAUAGCGCUCGCGCAGCAAGGUUGUCCCCACACUCCAGGGCCAGAACCCUCGAAAUGUCGGCACAACCACCGUUUCCUACACGAAUUGACGAGAUGCCGCCACGAACACGCGAAGCAGACCAACGAGUAUCACCUCUUACCACAAAGAUAGACACGUCAUGUCACCUGUCUCCCACACAAGCCGCAGACGUAGCUGUGUCGGACACAGGGAGACUUUCGUCUCUCCCACAACGCGUAGAAGGCGGCGUUUCGGACACGGGGCUCGCCUCGCCUCUCACACGCCCCCCGGGGUAUUCCGUGUCAGACGCGCGGCAGCCAACGUCUCCAACGCCGCUCGCAGCCUUGAAGGAGUCAGCGGCGACCCAUCGCCCGUCUCGCACACAGCCCCACGAGGCACGUGUACCAGACGAGGCACGAUCGACGCUUCUCACUUCGGUCACCGCGCCUGGCGCGUCAGACACGACCUGUCCUCGAAGUCCCACCCUGCCAGCAAAGAUCGAAGAACUGAUGACAAUCGUUACUGGAGGGGUACCAGUGAGUGCCCCCCCGUCUAAAGCGGACCUUGCAAGCGCACUGAACUACGGAAACCACCGGUCGGCUGACGAGCACCUACCACUCAUUUGGAAGAAACUCGCAGAGGAUGUACGAAGAGAGAGAUGUCUCGUUAUUCAAAAAUCGGCGGCGUAUGAAAUCCCAAACCUCCGCGUGUCGCCGCUGGGAGCGGUCGUUACCCACAAGGUUAGGAUAAUCAACGACUUGUCUUUCGACGCUGACAACAAAGGAGUAAAAGGAGGUCUCAACGCUGACACAGACGUCGACAGUGUACCCCCUAGCCUCUGCGCCGAAGCUCUGCCAAAAUUCCUGUCGGAGCUAGUUAGCCUUCGAGCCAAAAACCCGAAGCUCCGCAUCCUCAUGUCAACGACGGACGUCAACGACGCCUAUCGCAACGUUCGAGUAGAACCUGAGCAAGCGCACAACUUCAGCUACGUAGUCGACGACCUCGUCGUCAUCGAUUUCCGCCUGACUUUCGGUUGGACCGGCUCGCCGGGACAUUUCGGAGUUAUGGCGUCCGCGGCUGAACACUCGCACUGUAAUACCAAUCUCGACAGCGUGCAGUUGCUGCCCGAAGGAGUAAACAUGAUGAAGCAUGUAAAAAUCGUUGAACCGUGGGAGGAAGGCGACCCUACGCCCGUGCCGGACGACGCCACAGUUCACGCCACAAAAGGAGGCGAUCGGUCGAGCAAUUUUAUGUCAGUCGUUUACGUAGAUGAUCACGGCCUCCUGAGAACCCAGCAAUCGCCCGACGACUUGUCAGCGCUGACCGUGUCCGCGUCUUUAGCAUCAGACUACGUUCGCUUGUUCGGCCCGGGAGAACCGGGGGAGACUCCUAUACUCGCGCCGAAGAAGAGUUCGAAUUGGGACACGCAGCUUGAAUACUUAGGUUUCGUCAUCGACUCGCACAAGCUAAAAAUCUCUUUGACGACAAAGAAAGCAGAGGCGUUAAAAACAGCCUUAGAAAUCGACUGGCCGCGCCACAAGCGUGAAGCGACAGCGCAAGAAGUGUUUAGCAUAGCCGGGAAGCUGUGGAACCUCACGUACGUGGUUCGGGCCGGAAAGUACUUCGUCUGGAGGUUGUUGAGACUCACAGGACUCCACAGGAAACACACGAGAAACUGUAGCCACGUUGUAGAACUAGGGAGAGAGUUCCACGACGACCUAGAUUUUUUCAGGUGGGCAAUCGAACACGAAUUGCUCACAGCUGGAGAGUCGCUGAACGCCCCGUGCUACGGUGUCGUAAAACGCCAGCCAAAACGACUUUAUCUAUCAGACGCUAGUUUCGACGCCAUUGGCGGCUUCUGUCCAGAAAAAAGGGUGUUUUGGCGAUACGACUUGCCCUUGGACUUCGCAACCGAAUUGAAACAAAAGGCCGCGCGUCGGGAGACCUGUAGCGUCACGAUCAAUCUACUCGAACUCGUGGGCAUGGUAAUGACCGCCUGGGUAAUGCACAGCCUCGUAGGGGAUCGCCCAAAAAACAACAACGACCCUGUCUUGAUGCGAGGUGACAACAUGGCGGCCGUCACAUGGUCAAACCGGUGCGGCGGGGCCAGAGACAAACGCGCGUGUUUGAUGAUGAGAAUGCUAGGACGACUCGAGAUUUCGGGAGAAUGGAGUUACGAGGCAAAACACAUCCCGGGCGUAAAAAACACGCUCGCGGACGGGAUUUCUCGAUGGCCAAGGUCGGAACUAGCCGAUAGGGUCCAAAGAUUCACCAACACAAACGAUUGGCGCGAAAUACCACUCGGUUCACGCGGAGAAAAAGUGUGUUCCUUCGUGCUGCAGAAAAAGAACCUACAACCCCGUCACGAUCGAACGUUAUGGAAUCUCAUGAUGACACCUCACUAAAAUUCAUCGACAAAACACCCCCGUGACCUCCAACGUUAUCCUCGAACCCUCCGCUUACGGACGCUUCAGGAACAGGGCGGGAAGG
Ectocarpus sp. CCAP 1310/34 is the source of this 4597-nucleotide messenger RNA. NCBI's taxonomy places the organism in Eukaryota, Phaeophyceae, Ectocarpales, Ectocarpaceae. The record is from the annotation of a GenBank genome assembly.